AUGGGAGAACGCAAAGGUCAGAAUUUCUAUUAUCCUCCGGAUUUCGACUACAAGAAACAUAAAAGUUUGAACAAAUACCAUGGCACUCAUGCAUUACGGGAGAGAGCAAAGAAGAUCUCUCAAGGUAUUCUCGUCAUUAGAUUUGAAAUGCCAUUCAAUAUUUGGUGCCUCGGAUGUAAUAAUCACGUUGGAAUGGGAGUACGAUAUAAUGCUGAAAAGAAAAAGAUUGGAAUGUACUACACUACGCCUUUAUACGAGUUUCGGAUGAAAUGCCAUUUGUGUGACAACUACUUUGUGAUACGUACGGAUCCCAAGAACUUCGAUUACGAGCUGGUAGAAGGAUGCACUCGACAAGAGAAACGGUUCGAACCAUCAGAAGUCGAUCAAGUGGACACAUCCGACAGUGCUUUCAGCCAAAAGUUGGCAGCAGAUGCGAUGUUCAAAACAGAACAUCUCGAAGAUGACAAAGGCAAAGCAACCAACGAUGAAAUUCGUAUGGAAAAGAUUGAGUGGGUUCAGGAAAGACUACGCGAUGACUUUGCAGCUAAUCAAGCCCUUCGAGCGCAGUUCAGGAGAGAAAAAAAGGAGUUGAACGAGAAGAGAGCCAGAGAUGCAGAUCUUCGUGCACGUUGUUCCCUUGAAAUACCGUUGGUUCCAGAGGAUCCGAAUGAUAAGAAGGUGGCAGGGAUGAUGCUGCGCUAUCGAGUUGUCAGUUGUAAGUGGUAUUAG
Haemonchus placei is the source of this 729-nucleotide messenger RNA. The record is from the annotation of a GenBank genome assembly. NCBI's taxonomy places the organism in Eukaryota, Metazoa, Nematoda, Chromadorea, Rhabditida, Trichostrongylidae.